AUUUUAAGCAUGACAAAGCAAGUUUUCCCUCUCCUCCAUGUUCCUCCAGGCAUCUCCCUUUUUAUUUUCUGACCUGCUGCAGUAGAAGCUUUGAAACUAGACAGACUUCGGUGCAAACUGAAUUCACAGGGCACCCAGGGGGAUUGCCUUCAGUGAAAUUUUGUUUUGCAUUCAAGCUCAGACAGCAAGAAGACAGGUCACAGCGCAGCCAGUUCAUCACUUGUUAUAACUUUGCUAGCCUGCCCUGUGGAAAGUAAAAGCACUCUUGUGUCAGACAGACGUUAGAAGCCAAAUAUCACCUACUUGUAAGUCCCUGUCGUGGUUUUUGCCAUGGUGCCUUCACCCACUGCAUGACUAGACCUAACAAAAAUAUUGGCUGGUCUCUUUGCAAACACAGUACGAGGACUGCAUGAUGCUGCCUUGGUCCGUGGCAAAACUGAAUGGGCGCUAUGCUGUUUUCUUGAAGUCGUUCCUCUUAAGCAAGAUCGUACUGGCUUGGGUGUUGGUACCCUGUGAUCUUUUUGGUUGGCUUAUUACUAUGGUCCGUUUGGUUCUUUUUGUGUGUGGGUUUUUUUUUUUCUUUUAAAAGGCAGGCACACCUUCUGAAGGGCAGACUUGCAUAGCUGAGAUACCUGAGGAGAUAAGGAUGGGGUUUGGUGGGUGUAAAGGAAAACCAGUGAGUGUAUCUGUGGUGGGAGAAGAGGGGGUUUUCUACAGAGUAGACAGUGAUGUUUUUGAAGAGCUUUCCUUCCUCUGACAUUAGUGACCCACCUCUCUUCAUCUCUGUUUAAUGCCCUCUUGCAAAAUCCAGCUUAUUGUCAAGAAUAGCUUGCAAGAGAGCAGGUAAAGCCCUGUUGCUCACUUCCCUAUUCCCCUGACACUAUACCCUUAUCUGUAGCUUGGCAGAGCUGAAGGGGAGGUGAGUGGGGUGCUCCAAGCACUGUUCAGAAGGCCCUUUCCCUCUGCAGCAUGAGAUGAAGCCACCACCGCAGAAGCCUAGAAGGGAGAAUCACAGUGAGAUAGAGCGGCGACGGCGCAACAAAAUGACUGCCUACAUCACAGAGUUGUCGGACAUGGUGCCCACCUGCAGUGCUCUGGCCCGCAAGCCGGACAAGCUGACUAUCCUGCGUAUGGCUGUGUCGCACAUGAAGUCCCUGCGGGGCACCGGCAACACCUCCACCGAUGGCACUUACAAGCCCUCUUUCCUUACAGAUCAGGAACUCAAACACUUGAUUCUAGAGGCAGCCGAUGGCUUUCUAUUCAUAGUGUCCUGUGAGACGGGAAGGGUGGUCUACGUCUCGGACUCGGUGACUCCUGUCCUAAACCAGCCCCAGUCUGAGUGGUUUGGCAGUACCCUGUACAACCAGGUGCACCCAGACGACGUGGGCAAACUGCGGGAGCAGCUCUCGACAUCUGAGAAUGCGCUGACGGGUCGUAUCCUUGAUUUGAAGACAGGGACAGUUAAGAAGGAAGGCCAGCAGUCCAUGAGGAUGUCCAUGGGCUCCCGUCGGUCCUUCAUCUGCCGAAUGAGGUGUGGCAGCAGCUCUGUGGAUACUGUCUCUGUCAACAGGCUUAGUUUCAUGAGGAACCGAUGCAGGAACGGAUUGGGUGCAGUGAAAGAUGGUGAGCCUCAUUACGUGGUGGUACACUGCACAGGGUAUAUCAAAGCCUGGCCUCCAGCAGGCAUCUCGUUACCAGAUGAUGACCCAGAUGCUGGCCAGGGAAGCAAAUUUUGCCUUGUGGCCAUUGGCAGAUUACAGGUCACUAGCUCGCCCAACUGCACAGACAUGAGCACUGUUUGUCAGCCAACAGAAUUCAUCUCCCGACACAACACUGAAGGCAUCUUCACCUUCAUAGAUCACCGCUGCAUGGCAACAGUUGGCUACCAACCACAGGAACUUCUGGGGAAGGACAUUGUAGAUUUCUGCCACCCGGAAGACCAGCAGCUCUUGCGGGACAGUUUCCAGCAGGUGGUGAAGUUAAAAGGCCAGGUGCUGUCAGUCAUGUUCCGCUUCCGGUCCAAAAACCGCGAGUGGCUCUGGAUGCGAACCAGCUCCUUCACCUUCCAGAACCCCUACUCAGAUGAGAUCGAGUACAUCAUCUGCACCAACACCAGCGUGAAGAAUUCAAGCCAGGAGUCACGGCCUGCCCUGUCCAAUGCCAUGCCAAGGCCACAGCUGGGGCAGAGUGCCAGCCUUCCCCUGGAGAUGGGUGCAGCGCAGCUGGCCUCAAGACCGCAGCAGCCGCCACAGCAGCAGGCAGAGCUGGAAGUGGUUCCAGGGGGAGAGAGCCUGUCUGGGUACGAGCACUCGCAGGUCUCUGUUCAGCCAGUCACAGCAGCCGGCCCUGAACACAGCAAGCCCCUGGAGAAAGCAGAGACCCUGUUUCCGCAGGAGCGCGACCCAAGGUUCAGUGAAAUCUACCCUGGCAUCAGUACAGAUCAGAGCAAAGCCAUUCCUGCCAAUACCGUGCCUACUAAUCAGCCGCUCUUCCCUCAGGGAAAUACUUUCACCCCUACCCGGCCUGCGGAGAACUUCAGGGGCAGUAGCAUGGUACCUCCUGUAAAUAUUAUCCAACAUCAGUCUGCCUCCACCGGCCGAAUCUUAGCCCAGAUUUCUCGUCACUCCAACCCCACUCAGGUCAGCGGAACCAACUGGCCGGCUGGGUCACGGCCCUCGUUCUCAGCACAGCAAGUGGCAUCCCAGGCCGCGAAGACCCGUUCCCCCUCAUUUGGGAUGGGCACCUUCCAAGGCACCCCCUCCUCCUUCAGUCCCAUGUCCACAUCGGGCUCCACAGCCUCGCCUGGCAGCGCCGCGUAUCCCAACCUCACCAGCCGUGGCACGGGCUUCACCACUGAGACUGGGCAGACGCCAGCCCCGUUUCAGGCACGGACGACAGAAGGAGUGGGCAUGUGGCCUCAGUGGCAGGGACAGCACCACGGGCCGGCAUCAGGAGAGCAACACGUGCAGCAGCCACCCACCCAGUCAGAGGUCUUCCCGGACAUGCUGUCCAUGUUGGGAGACCAGGGAAGCAACUACAACAAUGAAGAAUUCCCUGAGUUAAACAUGUUUCCCUCCUUCUCGGAAUAAAACUCUUGUAAGUAAGGACAGCAGCCACCAUCCAGUUCUCAAGUAUCUCCAUGUAAAGGAAAAGCACCUACAGCUUUCUUCCAAGACUGCUAAACUUUGGAAACACUUCCUUCCUCCUGGUGGCUGGGAACAUGCCCCCGAGAGCCCCAAAUGGAUGAUUUGCUGUGGAGGAGACAGCCAUGCCUCUGGGGUGCCGUGAGCACCAGUGGUACUGGUCACCAGAAGAUUUCAGGACUGGAGUACCCCUCCAUGGGGAAGUUCUGGUAACGCUCCCGGCUUGGGCAGCAGGGUGCCCUCAGCACAGAGCUUACACAUCUUUUCUUCAGCCCUUUUUAAGCUGUGUAUCAGAGCUGUUUUUAGACUUCAGCGGAAGGAUUCCCCCCCACACACACCCUGCCCUGAUUGACGCCAGGAGGGUAGGAAUCCUCCUCAUCUUCUCCAGCCUGUCGUGUGGGGUCUACACGUUGCCCAAUCAAGGGACUCCUUCUUUGCCAUCUCUCCAGGAAGUCAGGAGCAAGCUUGUUACGAGCUCUCCAGCUCGUGGGAGUGGUGCUCCGUUAGACCUCCAUGCAUACGGCAGCAUGGCUGCUUUUCAACCCAACCUCGUCCAUAAUCUGUGCAAUUCGUGUGAGUCUCUUAGUACAACCUAUAAAUGUGUGGGGGACUUUCAUACAUGUACACAUGGGAUAAUGAUGAGCCAUAACGUAGCUUUUGUGGGGCAGGAGUAAGUGAGUCAGGCCACAGCUGAAGGUGUCAGCACUGCCCUAAACCAGUGUUUAAACAAGUUCUCUUGAAGUCCAUCAAGGGGGAAAAAAAAUCCCCAUGUCUUUCCAUGCAGGUUCAGCUGUCUGCAUCUCCUUCCCUCUUCUCUUUGGUAAACCAAAUCACAAGCGUAUGGAUCAAGGAUCCAGGUAAAAAUAGCCAGGGGCUGGUGCUCACAUCCCCAAGGUGUUUCAUUCUUGCCUUCAGGGAUCCCUCUAAAGAAAUCCUUCCUGCCUUACCACAAUCUCGUCCUUGGCCUAUGAGAUGGAGGCUAAGAAGAGCGAGAGCAUUUGCUGGAAUAGUUUAAGCCUUGUGUUCCCAGUUUGUUGGCAUCUUUCCUGAGGGGGAUAAAAACAAGAAGCGCCAGGCCCUUUCUCAGUGGCUCCUGUAGACUCUUGGGCAGGCACCUCCUGGGUCUGGAAGCGUCAGAGCCAGACGCUCAGGUUUUUAUGUGGGUUUCUGGGUAUUUCCAGAGUACUGAUGACUCUCCAGCAUCAGGAUUUAAGCUCUGCCUUCUCAUGCUUUCACUCAGACGGUUCAGAAACUAACAGCACAGGGCAAUGCUUUGCAAAGGCCUGAGAAAUUGAAGAUGGGGGCGGAUCCUGGAGACGGAGGUUGGAGACUAACAGGAGAUUCUGGCUAUGAGGGUGGUCGAGCAUUGGAAUUGGGCGCCUAGAGAGGUGAUGGAGUCUCCCUCCUUGGAAGCUCUCGAGCAGGUUUGACAGAUGCUUGGCUGGGAUGGUUGAGUCGAGGUUAGUCCUGCCUUGAGCAGGGGCCUGGGCUAGAUGUGACCUUGUGAGAUCUAUUCCAGCCCCACUUUUUCCCAUCAUCCUCAGUGCUGUUUUCAGAAGAUCGCUUCAAUGUUGAGGAGCUUUGCAAAACAUCCCCCCCCUCCCAUCUGCAUCUGCUCCAUGCUGGGUUGAUUAUCAGGGUAGCCAACAGCAAUAAUGACACAUGGCUCUUCUCUCCAGCUGGCUUUCCAAAUACCUUCUCCAAAGGUCUUGGGCCUGCUGGGCCAGUGCUUUCUCAGGCUGAGAGCAAGUGCCCUAUGCAUCGUGUCCUACAGAUCUGGAUCCCAGGCACAUGUGAACCAGCUGGCAGGGAGUGUUCAACAGCCCAGCAGCUGCAUCCGUGUCUUCACUUUACCAAAGUCAAGGGAGACUAGCCUGGGAAGCAUGGACUGGCAGCCAGCACUCUUCCUCUCCACAGCCAUUAGGAAUGGACCGGUGUUGCUCCCCCAGCCAUCAUGUACUGUGUGUGCAUCUUGUAACAAGGGGCUAAAGUAGAACUUGGCCUCUCUUUAGUAUAUGGUGAGCAUCAGGCUGAGGCUGUGGCUUCAUCGCUCCUCCCAGGGGCAGGAGGCUUGCUUGGUACCAAGCAGGUGCUAGCAGCUCAGUGGAGCUA
This is a messenger RNA of Gavialis gangeticus (Gharial), 5255 nucleotides long. It is a transcript of the gene ARNT, whose product is annotated as aryl hydrocarbon receptor nuclear translocator. Gene Ontology annotation, molecular function: RNA polymerase II cis-regulatory region sequence-specific DNA binding; DNA-binding transcription factor activity, RNA polymerase II-specific; protein dimerization activity. NCBI's taxonomy places the organism in Eukaryota, Metazoa, Chordata, Crocodylia, Gavialidae. Gene Ontology annotation, biological process: regulation of transcription by RNA polymerase II. The transcript is spliced from 18 exons. Gene Ontology annotation, cellular component: transcription regulator complex; aryl hydrocarbon receptor complex; cytoplasm. The coding region runs from base 975 to 3089 and encodes 704 amino acids. The record is from RefSeq and is a predicted model, not a curated record.